This is a messenger RNA of Raphanus sativus (radish), 1269 nucleotides long. RefSeq lists its product as uncharacterized. Bases 14 to 1228 code for a protein of 404 amino acids. NCBI's taxonomy places the organism in Eukaryota, Viridiplantae, Streptophyta, Magnoliopsida, Brassicales, Brassicaceae. The transcript is spliced from 3 exons. The record is from RefSeq and is a predicted model, not a curated record.
GUGCAACUUGGAGAUGAUAUUUCCUCCCUCAUUUUUUGACGUCAUGGAGCAUUUAGCUGUCCACCUCCCGUAUGAGGCAUUGCUUCGAGGACCAGUACAUUAUGGAUGGAUGUAUCAGUAUGAGCGGGCCAUGAAAUAUUUGAAGGGAAAGGCAAAAAACCUCGCAAAGGUUGAAGGUUCUAUAAUUGCUGGAAGUUUGACGGAAGAAACAUCUCACUUCACAUCGUACUACUUUGCACCUAAUGUACGGACCCGACAAAGAGCUCCAAGAAGAUAUGAUGAUGGUGGUGUUGCCCCAACAUAUGCAGUUGCUGGUGUUCCGGAUAUCUUUAGCCAGAUUGGGCGAAUGGGUGGGAAAACGAAAGAGGUUUGGUGGUCGAGUGAUGAAGACGCCCAUAGUGCACACACUUACAUUCUACUUAAUUGUGAGGAUCCAUUUAUGCGCUAUUUUGAAAGCCUAUUUGUUAGUCAAGUCCAAGAAGCUAUCCCAGGUAUAUCCACAAGUGAGGUAGAUAAAAGGAAAGAUCGACACUUUAUUAAAUGGUUGAAGAGUCAGGUUGAAUAUGAGGAUCCAGAUUAUCCCAUAUGGUUUCACGAAUUAGUUCAGGGUCCACUUGCAAAGGUCACCACAUCACCAAUGUAUUUCUCACGAGGCUUUACUUUUCAUACGUACGAGUAUGGUAAACACCGGGCGACCAGCAAUUAUGGAAUUUGUGUGAAAGGCGAAACCGAUUUCUACGGGAUCUUGCAGGAGAUUAUUGAAGUGGAAUUCCCUGGGUUAUUGAAGCUGAAAUGCGUCAUAUUCAAAUGUGACUGGUUCGACCCCGUGGUCAACAGAGGUGUUCGAUUUAACAAAUUCGGUGUAGUUGCUGUCAAUGGUGGACGGAGGUACAACAAAUUCGAGCCUUUCAUAUUAGCUUCGCAAGCAGACCAAGUUAGCUUCCUACCAUACCCGAGGUUGCGAGAAUCUGGAAUAAGUUGGUUAGCUGUUAUCAAAGUUACACCCCGUGGACGAAUAAUCGGUGGAGAAGAACCACCUUUGCAAGAAGAACACAUCAAUGAAGUCGAAGAACCUGAACAACAAAUGGAAGACAUCCUACUCAUUGAUCCGCAUAAUCAUGAGUAUGAAGAUCUUCCCGACGAUACCACUGACGAUGCUGUUGAGGACGAGUUUAAUGAAAGUGAUGAUGUUUCUAGUGUUGAAGAGAAUGAUGAUGUAUCUGAAUGAUGAUGUAAUUUUUUAAAAAUAUUAUUUAUUUUCAGACUUGA